Synchiropus splendidus (mandarinfish) is the source of this 2658-nucleotide messenger RNA. It is a transcript of the gene depdc4, whose product is annotated as DEP domain containing 4. The coding region runs from base 370 to 1980 and encodes 536 amino acids. The record is from RefSeq and is a predicted model, not a curated record. The transcript has 10 exons. NCBI's taxonomy places the organism in Eukaryota, Metazoa, Chordata, Actinopteri, Syngnathiformes, Callionymidae. Gene Ontology annotation, biological process: intracellular signal transduction.
UGCAAACAUUAAGUUUUCUCUAUAGGGAAGGUGAAUGAUGCGCUCAUAAUUUUUUUUGGAGUAAAUAUUUGCACACCGACAUCAAGGCCUUUCACAGAAGGCUGAUUAUUAUUAUCAAUUUUUUGUUUUUUAGAGAAAGGAAAGAAAGAGUUAAGUGCGCGCAUCCUGGACCCCUGAAGGAACAGACCUCAGGAGAAGGGCUGCAGACUGGACUGAGGUUGGAGCUAAAAACAUAUCGUUGCUGGCUUAGCAGCAUCAACCAUUGAAGAAACGGUAGUGGCUUACAUGCAGUUCGGUGUUAUAUCAGUAGAGGGAGCAGCGGACAGGAAAGCAGUCGCGUCAGACGGGUGACGUCAGUGACAGCUCAUCAUGGCGGUCGAUUUGACUCCUCGGUUCCGAAGGUUGAACAGCCAGACGCGGAGUUUACGUGAAAACAUGCACCAGGGUUUCUCGGGCCCCUUUGGAGCCACCCAGCUUUGGCACAGCAUCAUUCACGCCCUCCACACCCAAGUGGAGGUCCGGCGCUGUCGCAGGCACCUACGAAUCCAUGCUGAGACCUUCACGGGCUCCGACGCCGUGGAUGCCGUCCUCAGUUAUUUGAUGCAGAACGUGGCCUUCUGCACCAGCGAGGUGUCUCGGCUGAAGGCAGCCAGACUUUGCCAGGCUCUGAUGGAGGCCAAAGUCUUUGAACCGGUGGGGACCAAGCUCUUCCGCAGGGACAAGGAUGUUGCGUUUGAGGACAGCAGUGGCAGCCUUUACCGCUUUCUGGACUAUAAGGGCUUGCAGAGUGAUCUUCACAGCUCAAGCAGUGGCUCAAAGAACUUGACAAACCGGCGAGUGGAGAUGAAAAGAAGCCAUAGAUCCAGGCUGAAUGAGCUGAGAACCAUCUCCAAUCCUCUCACUGUGGGACCCUCGGACAGAAAAGUGGAGAGGCUUCUGAGGACUAUAAACCUACAACCAUCUCAGAACCAAGUUCCCAAUGAUGCGUCCUUCCUGUCCAAGACAGUGGUGGAGGAGAUUUGGAAGCAGCAGACAUUGCUCCAGCUGCUUCAGAUUGUGGAGCUGCCCAUGCUGGACUGCAUCCUGACUUCACCAGCUAGAGUUCACCUGGAUGCUGCUUCUGCCAACCAGGAUUUGGUCAUCUCCAACACCUGCCUGGAGCGGGAGCUGCCAGAAGCCCUCAAACUGUCCCACCUGGACGAGUGGCUGUCAGCAGCAGCGGAGUGUCUGGAGCUCUUCCCUGACCAGCUCAUCGUGGUCACUUCAGAGCAGCUCCACCAGUGCAGCGAGCCAGACUCCUCAGAUGAAGGGAAGAUAAGCCGGAAAAGCAUUCUGUUUGACAUCAUUGCCAAGUACUACGGCGGACAGGGCAGGGCUUCCUUCUUGUCUGGACGCUACCUGGACAUCCAUGUGGCCAUUCUGAAGCUGCUAGGUGAUGGGAAGAUGCCUGAAGCCCUCACAGCUUCGCAGCUCUGCCUGCGGCUGCUGGAGCCCAGUGUGAGGGAUGAACUUCGCAGGCUUCUGGCCUUCAUGGCUGCCGCUGCUGAGCCGAGCGCCUGCCGUCUUCAAAAACAGACAGAUAACAGGGCUCUGGUCGUCCGCACCUUUCAGCGGGCUGUGGUCCAAAACCCAGAGCUGACGCGAUGGCAGUGUGAGACCCUGGUGCAGUUUCUGAUGGACAGUCACACCACACUUUUCCAGGUUCCUUCCUCUCUGACUGACGCUGUUCAGAAGACACUCAGGACAAUGCAGAAGGGCGGAGACUUUGACUCCAUCACCACCUUCACCUUCUGCCAGCAAGUAACGCCCCAGGAGUUUGAGGACCGGCGGGAAGCUGCCACUCUGGAGAACCUGAAGCAGCUUCUUCACCAUAUCUCCUCCAACAAGGAGCUGCCCGUCAAGGAGAAGAGGCAGCUGCUCAAAGAGUUUGAGAAACACCAUCCUGUCGUCUUCCUCCAGCAUCUCUCCAGCUCCUCCUGACACCCUGAGGGAAGCGCGGAGAGCCCAGCUUGACGCACUUGACUCUUGAUUUUCAGCACUUGCCAGUUCUUGAAGGUCUUUUUAGAUUUUGCUCUCAUGAUUGAUGUUGAAUCAGUUUUAAUACUUGAGCGUCAUCUACACUGCUCAUGCAGAUGUUGAUCCAGUGAUGCCUUUUGUGUGCACUCAUCUUCCCAGAAACUUUGGAGGUCGUGGAUGAACUAACUGUAAACAGGUUAAAGAUAAUCUGAUCCACACUGUUAGUUAAUAACAAAAUUGUGUCAAAGGGAAACAUUGUCUUUUUUAUAAAAAAUAUGUCUUUUAUUGAACUAAAUGCUGUGCAUUGCCUGCUGAGAGGGAAGGUUAUAAUCUCUAACUGAAGUCUGUAACCUGUGAACCAGAGGGGUAUUUGAGUCAUUCGCAAACGUUUUCCUUAAUUGUUGUUUACGCAUUUUUGUACGAUGGCUGGAGAAAACUGGCAUGUGGUUUGUUAGCUGGUUAUUUUUAUAUUUAAAAAAUAACCCUUUCAUCUGACUGCGUCCUGUGGUCAAUUUGCAUAGAAUUGAGCACUUCUACUCUCAGGAAUCUUCUGAAUGGCAGUCUUCAUUUGUGCCGUUUCAUGAACCAACCAGCUGUUAAAUUAAAAAAAGCUCACAUCGCUGGUCAAAGCCAGUAUCAGAU